Lutra lutra (Eurasian river otter) is the source of this 10284-nucleotide messenger RNA. It is a transcript of the gene ADCY1, whose product is annotated as adenylate cyclase 1. Gene Ontology annotation, biological process: adenylate cyclase-activating G protein-coupled receptor signaling pathway; intracellular signal transduction; cAMP biosynthetic process. Bases 1 to 3420 code for a protein of 1139 amino acids. Gene Ontology annotation, molecular function: adenylate cyclase activity. The record is from RefSeq and is a predicted model, not a curated record. Gene Ontology annotation, cellular component: plasma membrane. NCBI's taxonomy places the organism in Eukaryota, Metazoa, Chordata, Mammalia, Carnivora, Mustelidae. The transcript has 20 exons.
AUGGCGGGGGCGCCGCGCGGCCGAGGCAGAGGCGGCGGCGGAGGCGGAGGCGGCGGCGGCGGCGCGGGCGAGCCCGGGGGCGCCGAGCGGGCGGCGGGGCCGGGCGGCCGGCGCGGGCUGCGGCCGUGCGGCGAGGAGUUCGCGUGCCCCGAGCUGGAGGCGCUGUUCCGCGGCUACACGCUGCGGCUGGAGCAGGCGGCCACGCUGAAGGCGCUGGCCGUGCUCAGCGGGCUGGCGGGCGCGCUGGCGCUGGCGGAGCUGCUGGGCGCGCCGGGGCCCGCGGCCGGCCUGGCCAGGGGCUCGCACCCCGCGCACUGCGUGCUCUUCCUGGCGCUGCUCGUGGUCACCAACGUGCGCUCGCUGCAGGCGCCGCAGCUGCAGCAGGUCGGCCAGCUGGCGCUGCUGUUCAGCCUCACCUUCGCGCUGCUCUGCUGCCCCUUCGCGCUCGGCGGGCCCGCGGGCACCCACGCCGGCGCGGCUUCGGGGACGGCGGCCGCCGACCACGGCGUCUGGCAGCUCCUUUUGGUCACCUUCGUGUCCUAUGCCCUGCUGCCCGUGCGCAGCCUGCUGGCUGUCGGCUUCGGGCUCGUGGUGGCCGCCUCGCAUUUGCUGGUCACGGCCACCUUGGUGCCCGCCAAGCGCCCGCGUCUCUGGAGGACGCUCGGUGCCAACGCCCUACUCUUCCUCAGCGUGAACAUGUACGGGGUGUUUGUGCGGGUCCUGGCCGAACGCUCCCAAAGGAAAGCCUUCCUGCAAGCCCGGAACUGCAUCGAGGACCGGCUCAGGCUGGAGGAUGAGAACGAGAAGCAGGAGCGGCUGCUUAUGAGUCUUCUGCCCCGGAAUGUUGCCAUGGAGAUGAAGGAGGACUUCCUGAAGCCCCCCGAGAGGAUUUUCCACAAGAUCUACAUCCAGCGGCAUGACAAUGUGAGCAUCCUCUUCGCGGACAUUGUGGGCUUCACAGGCCUGGCGUCGCAGUGUACAGCCCAGGAGCUGGUGAAACUCCUGAACGAGCUCUUCGGCAAGUUUGACGAACUGGCCACGGAGAACCACUGCCGCCGCAUCAAGAUCCUCGGGGACUGCUACUACUGUGUGUCGGGCCUCACCCAGCCCAAGACCGACCAUGCCCACUGCUGCGUGGAGAUGGGGCUGGACAUGAUCGACACCAUCACGUCGGUGGCCGAGGCCACGGAGGUGGAUCUGAACAUGCGUGUGGGGCUGCACACCGGCCGGGUCCUCUGCGGGGUCCUCGGCCUGCGCAAGUGGCAGUAUGACGUGUGGUCCAAUGACGUGACACUGGCCAAUGUCAUGGAGGCCGCCGGCCUGCCCGGGAAGGUCCACAUCACCAAGACGACCCUGGCUUGCUUGAAUGGGGACUACGAGGUGGAGCCGGGGCACGGGCACGAGAGGAACAGUUUCCUGAAGGCUCACAACAUCGAGACCUUCUUCAUCGUGCCAUCACACCGGCGGAAGAUAUUUCCAGGGCUGAUCCUGUCCGACAUCAAGCCCGCCAAGAGGAUGAAGUUCAAGACGGUGUGUUACCUGCUGGUGCAGCUCAUGCACUGCCGGAGGAUGUUCAGGGCGGAGAUCCCCUUCUCCAACGUCAUGACCUGCGAGGACGACGACAAGCGGAGGGCGUUGAGAACUGCGUCAGAGAAACUCAGAAACCGCUCGUCCUUCUCCGCCAACGUUGUGCACACCGCGCCAGGCACGCGGGUCAACAGGUACAUCGGCCGCCUCCUGGAGGCACGCCAGAUGGAGCUGGAGAUGGCGGACCUGGACUUCUUCACCCUGAAGUACAAGCAGGCGGAGCGCGAGCGCAAGUACCACCAGCUGCAGGACGACUACUUCACCUGUGCCGUGGUGCUCGCGCUCGUCCUGGCCGCCGUGUUCGGCCUUGUCUACCUGCUCAUCAUCCCACAGAGCGUGGUCGUCCUGCUGCUGCUGGUGUUCUGCAUCUGCUUCCUGGUGGCCUGUGUCCUGUACCUGCACAUCACUCGGGUCCAGUGUUUUCCAGGAUGCCUGACUAUCCAGAUCCGCACCGUCUUGUGUAUUUUCAUCGUGGUCCUGAUCUACUCUGUGGCCCAAGGCUGUGUGGUGGGCUGCCUGCCCUGGGCCUGGAGCUCCAGCCCCAACGGGUCCCUGGUGGUCCUGGCGCCCGGCGGCCGGAACACCCUGCUGCCCACCGCGCCCUGCGAGUCGGCCCCCCAUGCCCUGCUGUGCGGCCUCGUGGGCACCCUCCCACUGGCCGUCUUCCUGCGGGUGUCCUCGCUGCCCAAGAUGAUCCUGCUGUUUGUGCUCACGGCGUCCUACAUCCUGGUCCUGGAGCUCAGCGGGUACACCCGGGCCUCGGGGGGCGGUGCAGUGUCUGGGCGCAGCUUCGAGCCGAUCGUGGCCGUCCUGCUGUUCUCCUGCACGCUGGCCCUGCACGCGCGGCAGGUGGAUGUCAGGCUGCGGCUGGAUUACCUGUGGGCGGCACAGGCGGAGGAGGAGAGGGACGACAUGGAGAGGGUGAAGCUGGACAACAAGCGGAUCCUCUUCAACCUCCUGCCGGCCCACGUCGCUCAGCACUUCCUCAUGUCCAACCCCCGGAACAUGGACCUGUACUACCAGUCCUACUCGCAGGUGGGCGUCAUGUUCGCCUCCAUCCCCAACUUUGACGACUUCUACAUCGAGCUGGACGGCAACAACAUGGGUGUGGAGUGCCUGCGCCUCCUGAACGAGAUCAUCGCCGACUUUGAUGAGCUCAUGGACAAAGACUUUUACAAGGACCUGGAGAAGAUCAAGACCAUCGGGAGCACCUACAUGGCUGCGGUGGGGCUGGUGCCCACGACCGGGUCCAAGGCAAAGAAGUGCAUCUCCUCGCACCUCAGCACGCUGGCCGACUUCGCCAUCGAGAUGUUUGACGUCCUGGACGAAAUCAACUACCAGUCUUACAACGACUUUGUGCUCCGCGUUGGCAUCAAUGUUGGCCCCGUGGUGGCUGGGGUGAUCGGGGCUCGAAGGCCACAGUAUGACAUUUGGGGAAACACGGUCAACGUGGCCAGUCGGAUGGACAGCACCGGUGUCCAGGGCAGAAUCCAGGUGACCGAGGAGGUUCACCGGCUGCUGCGAAAGGGCACCUACCGCUUCGUGUGCCGUGGGAAGGUCAGCGUCAAGGGCAAGGGUGAGAUGCUGACGUACUUCCUGGAAGGCCGGACCGAUAGAAAUGGCUCCCAGGCCAGGUCCCUGAACGCAGAGCGGAAAAUGUGUGCUUACGGGCGACCUGGCCUCCAGACCAGACUGGGCACAGGCCCGCCCCCAAUGGCCCCCAUGGCUGGCCCCCCAGUCAGAGCCGGGCUGGAGGCUCUGCAGGGCUCGGGGCUCCCGCCGGGCCCUCACAGCCAGCACCCGCCCCCCGGAGCAGCUGGGAAGGAGGCUUAGUGGAGCCCACGCUGGCUGCUGGGGGCCCCAGCAGGCACCAGCCCGGCCCACAGAGCAGGGCCUGCAGCCGGAGGUUGGGCUGCAGAAGGGGUGCCGUCCCGGCGUGACCCGAAGCAGCUGGGCAGUGAUGGGCCGGGUGAGCCCUGCCCACCUGGAUGCUGAGGCUUUAGGGGAACAGCCCCCUCAGUCCUCUCCUCGGUGGCCGAGGAGUGGCUGCCUGGGGUUGGCCAGCUCAGCGUCCAGUGUCGGGACCUUGGGAACGUCUGCCAUGGCCCCAGGCUUCAGUUCAGCGGGAGGUGUGGAGCUGUGGCCGGCAGAGUGGGAGCACGCUCUGAGAAGGCCUGCAGCAGCCUGGGCUGGGAGCCAGGCUGUGCGCGUGUGUCAGGGCCAGAAAGCCCGGCCCCCGGGCCCAGAUGGGCUGGGCCGGCAGUGCGCGGUUUGGGAAGAAGCUGCACAGCACAGAGAGGGCUGCUGGCUUCCUUUGGGAGCCCUUUCUCGAGGGCCAGAGGCGGGUCUUCUGGAAUUCUUGAGGCCCCGAGCCAUGUCUCUGUGUCGCGACCAGCAUCAUCCCUGCUCUGCCUGCCAAUCCCGAGAUGUCCCUCAGCCCCCGGAUGGCCUCGGCCCUACAAACCCUGGCCUCACUUGUCAGGGAAGGAACCGAGAUCCGGGCCGCUGGGCCCUUGCUGCGCCCGUGUCUGGGGCUCCCGCUCUCCUCACAACAGCACAAACCUGCAUGGAUUUUGAAACAAGCGAACCAUACCUCGCCACAGAGAAAGCUCCCCGCGGAGAAGGCUGUACCCCGGACGUGGGAUUUCGGAGUGAGUUUGGGGGACACCUGCAGGGAAGGGGCUGCAGGGGACUCUGGGGAGGCCUGGGGGUCUCCCACACGCACAGGUGCAGACCAGGGACGCGUGGGAUGUAUUGCUGGGGCGCUGGGUGGCAGCUCUGACUGCAGGAGGAAGGCAGGUUGGCACCGGUGGGCAGGGGCUGGGCUUACUCUGGCUGAGCCCCUGUGCAUGUCCCGGGCUGUUCCUGUGGUGGGCCCACGAGGCGUGGUGUCCUCCGUGGGGCCUCAGCCCUGCCCGGCCAUGGGUCAGCAGGUCGGCUGCCGGGCCGUGUGUGGAUAGGCCGGCGAUGUGGGACUCAGGACGGAGAUGGGUGGGUGGACAGCCUCCCUCCUGAGAACCAGCUCUGCACGGGGCCACUGAAGGCCAUUGCUACCAUCGCUACUGAGAAGGACUCUGUGGCCCAGCCAUCCCCGCUCAGCCUUUAGAGAGACAUGGCAUGAUCCCUUCAGGGGAAACUGAGUCAUCUUGGGAGUCCCAUGAGCAUGUGGCCUGUGUGGUGUGCCCAUCUGUGCCAGGCUGCAGGACUGAGGACCUGGCCAGGGUCCUGGAGCCCGCCUGCUGGUGGCCACCAGGCUUCCACCAGGGCAGUCCAGGGGGCAGCGGACCACACUGAGGUCCUGACCCCGUGCUCUAUUACGUGGCAAAGGGACUUCACAGACAGAAUGGAAGGUUGGGCCUUAGGCCAGGGGCAGGAUCCUGAGCUCUCUGGGUGGGCCGCCUGCCUCCUCGAAGUGGACACAGAGGCAGGGUGGUCAGGAUGGCCCAAGGAUGAGUUGCUGUUUAAAGAUGCGGGGACCCAACCAUCAGCCAUCGGGGAGAGGCGCUGGCUGCCCCUGCAGAGACAUGCCGUGGACUCCUUGUCCACCCAAGUGACCCGGGGGCAGGUGGAGGCCAAAGAGAGUCUCCGUGGCCCCCAGCCCUGCCGGUCCCGGACCGGGGGUCCACAGGACUGGAGCUUGGAGCCCUGCCUUGUGCGUGGCCGCGGCGGGAGGGCCCGUGGGGGACCACCCACGGCACCGAGGCCCAGCUCCGAGGAGCACGCAACACGUCGGUCAUCAGCAGUCCAGACCCUACCGUUCCCGAGGGUGCGGGAGCCACCGCAGUGACCCUCGGAGGCGGGUGCACGAUGUCUUCCUCUUUAUUUGUGAUGAGACUGUAUGAUCUUGCCUUAUUUAUUUUUAAUCUCGUACAGUAUUCACAGGCAAACGUUAGCCUUUUGAGUAGGGUUCUCUCUAAAUUAUUUAAGACGCUCUGUAAAUAGUGCACUGUUUCAGGGGACACCUCUUCACUCCCACCAAAAAUGAGAACAGUACCCCAACCCCCGUGCGCAUGGCACUCUUUAUCCAGAUGUGUGAUGUCCCUAAGGCACCACGCCCCUGCUUGGGGGCACCUCGGCACUAUAGGGGGACCCGCGUGUCCCUCGUGCACCACUUACUCCCAACCUCAGUAGUGCAGAAGGCGGCACCAAACUUCUAGGCGCUUCCACGGACCACUGGGCCUGGGGGGUCCGCUGCACGGUGCGUGUAAGCUACAGUGUGGAGCCCCCCCCACCACACCAGGCCCUCCCAGGCUGCACAUUAGUCAGACCCCAGAGCCACAGCGCUUCCAGACACUUCCUGUCUCCAGAGGCAAUAACUAACCUGCGGAGACAAGGCCAGUCCAAAGCCAACGGUGAUUCCAGCAUAAGCCAUGCACACGAGUUUGCCCACGUUCAACCACGCCAUGGGGGGGGGGGCGACACCCUGGUGGCCGCCCAGCCCCCCCUGCAGAUCCAGCUCAGGCCCCGAGUUCUGUGGGGUUUGUCGUCGGUGUCCCAGGCACAGGGAGCGGAGGGCCAGCCUCAGCCCUGUCAGUGAAGUGACCCUCGGGGCGAGAGCAGGUCUGCGCACACCUGCGACCCUUCUAACCCGUCUCAGCGUGCGCACAGGGUGCAGUGAGCCUCCGGGCCGGGACACCCGUCUUGCCCAAUGAGCCUGCUCUGUGUGUUGGAUCCAGAUGAUACGAAUGCCUGCUCUCGUCCCGUCAGCACCCAGAAGUAGCGUGAACCCCUCCUUUGUCCUGCUUCUGAAGAAGGAAGGGUCCUGUGGGCCUCACGCUUGUGUGCCCCGGACAGGUGGACCUGGCUUCAUUCCAGCAUGUGUUCCCGGGAUUCCCCAAGUCUGGGGUCCUGCGGGCCCCUCCCUGUGUGGCAGGCUCUGCUCAUGACACGCAUGCGCAGCCCACGAGGCAGUGUGCACCUGCCGCUGCAUGGGAGCCGGGCGUGGGGGAUGGGGGGCUCCCAGCCCUGUGGGAGCCGGGUCUCUGAGAUGGUGGGCGCCCUGCAACGUGGGAGUCGGGUCUCGGGGAUUGGGGGGCGCCCCGCUGCGCACCACGCAGUUCUCUGACUCAGUGGGUCACAGAGCACUGCCAACACUUGUAAUUCUGAAGCAUACGGGCCUGUUGGGUCCAUAGAAAGUCGCCCCUGGAAACCGACUUGAGCUGAUUUUGUAGCGGCUUCAGUUUUAAAAACAACAAAACUUAAAAAGCAACAAAUCAAACUCCUUAGAGGAAGUUGGUUUCAAAGCGUUUGAUUUGGGGGAUGACUAAGGGGCAGGGAGUGGCUGGCUGGAAGCCGGAGGGCACAACACCGCCCCUGCACUGUCGUCAUGUCCCCCGGCCGCAGUGUGCUUUGAAAGUUGGGUGGGGAGUUGAGGCCCCAGCACUCUCCGAGGGGAUGCAGACACCACGUGGGGACGCGACCUCUUCUCACAGUAUCUGGGUUUGCAUUUCCGCCUGUGAGUCUUAGACUGGGCUGGGUUGAAGUCUGGUUCAGGGAUUGGGUUGCUAGGGGUGGCCUGAGGACCCCCCUCCUGGAGGGUGGGGUGGGAUGAGGUAGACGGCCAGGAAGGCUGUUUGGCUCAGCCUGAGGAAUAAACUCCAGCUGUGAAUUUUGUCAAGAUGGACUUGGGAGGUGGGGGGUUGGCACUGACAGGCAGGCCCCCGGGACGUGAGACAGAGUCCCUGAUUCUGGGUGGUGGGUGGCAAGGAGCCAAAGGCAGUCCCUGUGCCCGGAGAGCGUGUGGGCCCCACAGCUGUGAAUGUAGGGGUGCAGGGGUGGGUGUGCAGGGGCGCCAGAGUGGGAGGGACGGCCUGCUGUGGCCAGGAGCAUGAGGCAGGGCCCCUUAGCUCCUCCCUAUGCCCAGGGCCAGACUCCACACCCUUAGGGCGCUCCCGGAGACACCCCGGCUCCGGACACCAGCUCCUGUGUGCGCACACUGGAGGCCAGUCCUGGGAUGCUGGGGCGCAUGGGUCACCUCCAUGUCCAGUUCAGCGAAGUAAGCCUGAUUUCAGAGGCCACGUUUCAGGACUAGACCUCCCUAAACAACCUCAAGGUAAUGACUCAUACAUUUGCAUUUCUUAAAUUUCCCUGAAAAUUGUCAACUAUCUACUCCCCAUCAGAUCUGCUCAUGGAGAGAAACAGUAACUCUUCCGCUGGAGCCAUGCUGCGAUCACAUCUGUGUGUGUGCGUGUGCACACGUGUGUACUGUGCACACAUGUUUGUGAGCGUGUGAUUUGUACACGUGCAUGUGUGCGCAUGCACACGUGUGUACAUGUGCAUGCGUGUCUGUGAGUGUGCACACGUGUACGUGUGCACGCAUGUUUGUGAGCAUGAUUGUACACGUGCACGUGUGCGCGUGUGUAUGGUUGCGUUAUGUGUGUGCACAUGUGGGUGUGUGCAUGCGUGAGUGUAUGCCACACCUGGCAGGGGAGGGUGUUCUAGACACAACUCUUUCUCCCUUUAUGAAAUCCGUGCAUUCCUUCCUACACCGAUUGUGUAUGUUCCGUGCUAAAGCUGCAGGAGAGGCCAGUAGCCAUUGGCACGUGUAGUGAAAAUCUCUCUCUUCUGGAAUUCUCCAUGUAGCCACAAACUAAGGGAACCACCAUGACCAAGACCCACAUCUCUUGGCAGCCCCAGAGCACCUUCUCCACCUGUCACCCGUUGGUCGCUUACGGCCCCCACAGUGUCAUGAGGAAUCUGGGGCUCAGAGAGGUUAUUGACUUGAGCGAAGUCACACAGCUCGAGUGGCAGGACCGAGACCCAUGCCAGCCUGUCCCAAGCCCUUGGUUUUCCGUCCUACUCAGUGGCUCUUUGCUGACACCGUACUGGGUUUGAUGGACCCCCCCCCCCAGCUGGUCUGCACUGAAGUGCCCCUGUGGUGGGGACCCUGGCAGGCUGGUUUGGAGUGUUGGCCCCACUGCCUGCCCCCGGGUGCACCCUGGGGAGCUCAGAACGCUGUCCUCAGCGGUGGACCCCCCAAGGACACUCAUAGCUAGCCUGAGAAGUCCCUUGUGUCGCUUUCUAUACUAAAUCCUAAAUCUGUGUCAUGCCCACAGCCUAUCCUGUCUGAGAACACACAGACCCUCCUUCAGCAGGAGGGAUGGUUGCCUGUGUCUUUCCGCACGGCCUCUCUGGCAUCAAACGGGAAGGGGGCCCCAGAAGCUCCCAAACCACACACACCUACCCACGUGCAUGAAGCCAGGUGGCCCCCAAGUGCUGGUCCGCAAGACGUGAGCCCUGGGAGGCCGUGGGUCAAGCUGUCCAUCUCUGCUCUGUCUCCCCUGGUGGUCGAGCUAUCCAGCGUCUCACGCCACAGGCACGAGGUGGGUGGUCAGCGCCCCUUCCUGCGGGUUGGAUGGCCAUGGGCAGGUUUCCCGGAGAAUGUGUGGAAGGCAAGACUGGGGUUGCGGAGGCUGGUAGGAAACAGGGCUCCCCGGCCCCGACUGCUUCGACUCUGGGCAGCUCAGACUCUGUUCAGAAUCUCGAAGCUCGAUUUGCAAACAGCUCACAUCCCGCCCUGAGAGCUGAUGUUUAAACAGAGAGGUUGUCCUAGACUAACACGCGAGAGAGCUGGGCCACUCCAGGGCUCCCUGAACAUGUGUGGGGGUGUGUGCAGGAACAAACAGAGCACCACAUCUGUGGGCUCGCGCUCCCCACGGCGCGGGCUACGGGCCCACCAGCAGCCAGAGCUGUUUCUUGCCUCCCACCAGCAGCACCCCCCCAGCCCCCCGGGCCCAGAAGCACACGUCUCAGGGGACUGGCCCCCAGUUGUGGGAAUCCCGAGGAAGACUGCCACCACCUCUUGCACACAUGGGGGCGCCCGCACUCCCAAGUGCCCGUCCCAGAGGGGCCCGCGGGCUUGCCUUCCCCCUGUACAAACUGGGCUCGCACGCAUGUGCACCCCAAAUUGCAUGCCCUGAGAUCCCCACGUGUGUGAGACCCACUUUGAACUCGGAAACACGCAGCAUGUGCGGAGGGACGGGCCCGCCUUGGGCCAUCUGCCGGCUGGCCGCAGAGCGUCCCCGCGACCCAACGCAGCCUAGGGCUCCAACCCGUGUGGCGGGCGCCUGCACUGGCCACGCAGUGUCUCCCAGCCCAGAGCCCCCCGUCCCCACCCCCCCCCCCCGGCCGCACGAUUGCAUACCAUCUUGCACAAGGAAGGUGACGUAUUGAUCACAAACACCUUAAAGUAGCUUGAUUCUCACCGAAGGUCAACCCACAGCCCACCCCUAAUUUUCUUGCCUCGCUGAGAAAGGCCGUAUUCGCCCCUGCACCCUUCCUGUCCAGCUGGGGGGUGGCCGCGCCACUGGGUGGAAUGCAGGGGCGGGGGAGGCAGCGGGACACGCUCGCCGCCUGCGGAGCUCGCUCGAGAAUGGUUCUGCAGACCCAGAACCCUGGGACGGGGUCAGAACGACGGCAGCUCACCGUCACCAGGUAGCUUCUGUCGAUAGAUUUGUAUAAUCAAUACGGGUCUAUUUUUACGCCAGCCCACACUGUACCUUCCAGUCUUUUCCAAGAUUGUUCGACCGAGACAAGUCACUGAAUAAUGGGUCCUAUUUUUAUUAACAAACCAGUGAAUGGACUGAAAUGUUAACGUGAAUGUACAUUUCUUAAUUGCGACUUUUCUACUGAGUGUUUGCACUAUACUUUCUGGAACCUUAUUUAACAAAAAUAAAGGAAAAAAAUUGCUUGACUAAA